AAAAAAAAAAAAACAAUUUUUUCGAUGUCAAAAAGUUUAACUAAAAAUUAAACAAAGAAAUCAUAUACUAACUGAGAAAAACGAAGACAUCUCUGGAGGCAGCAAGUUUUAAGAAAAUAAUAAACAUAAUGAAUAAAAUUGAAAAGAUGUCCUUUCUGGGAUGCAUGUAAUUAAUGUUAAUAAUGAAGCGGGCAAACACAACAACAUCGAAAAGAGACAAAAUGCAGUGAAAAAAGUGAAAAUCCGUCAAAAGUCAAGGAAACUGAAAUCAUUUAUUAUAGAUGUGGAUAAGAAAAAUAAAACAAAAAAAAAAAAAAAAAAAAGUAGAAGAGAAGAGAAAACAAAAAGCGGCAAAAUUGUGACAAAAGACAAGAAAAGUGUUUGGUAUUAAAACGUACAAGGGGGAACAUACAAGCAAAAAUUAAAAAUUGAUUAAUUUCAACAUUCGUUUCAAGCAAAUUUCAAGAAUAUCUUCAAUAAUAGAAAGGAAGUAUUACUGGGCUAGCAAAUAUGACGGAAAACCAAGACAAGCAUGUGGAGAGAGAUAAAGAAAAUAAGAACGAUGUCAAAUUGAUGAAGGGACAUGAACAUGAAAAUAAGGAUAAGCAUCAACAUACGCAUCAUCAACAGCAACAACACCAACAACAUCAACAGCUGACUCCGGGAAAAGAACAUGAAAGAUCUCCUGCUGGUGCUGGUGCUGGUGCUGCCGCCACCACCGCUUCAGCCACAUUUACCGCCAAAGAUGAAUUGGGUACGCAACGUGUUUACAAAAAAACUUCACCCAAUUGUGUUUUGACAUUGUAUUUACCGAGUCGUGAGAUAACAUUGUCUGGCAAUAGUCCGGCAAUAAUUGAAGGUAUUGUUUACGUGGAUCCCAAGGCUAUACAAGGCUAUCGUGUCUAUGCACAGUUAACGUUAACAUUUCGUUAUGGCCGUGAGGACGAAGAAGUAAUGGGUUUACGUUUUUGCAAUGAAGCUAUCAUGUCCUUACAUCAAAUAUGGCCACGCAACGAGGAGCCACACAGAGAGACAUUGACACCAUUGCAGGACGCUUUAAUGAAACGUCUCGGAGAAGGAGCACAUCCGUUUACAUUGUCUUUAACAUCGCAAGCACCGCCCAGUGUGCAAUUAGUUCCAGCUAAACGUUACUAUGGUGCACCUAUUGGCACGAGUUACGAUGUACGCUGCUUUAUUGCGGAUAAGACCGAUGAUAAAUUUCAUAGGAGAGCAUCAGUGAAAAUGGGUGUGCGUGUCAUAUAUCGUACUGAUGUUUACGGCAUAAAUGGGCCAGAAAACUUUGCUACAAUCAUUAAUAACCCGGUGGCAUCACCACCCGUCAAUACAACAAUAAUAACAACAGCGACAGCAACAGCAAUAACAACAACAACAACAAUGGCAAUAACAGCAAUAACUGACGAACCGACAACAGUGUCAAGAGCAACAGCAUUGACAGAUGUAUUGGGAAAUGAUGACAAAGCUGUACACUCAACUACUACUACAACUACUACAACUACUAAUACUAAUACCACUGUUACUACCAUUACCACCACCGAAGCGAAUGCGUUAAACCUUAAUGAUAGGACAACACGCUCAAGCGGUAAAGGACGUAAAUCGGAAAGAGGAGAUUCAUUUCCCAAAUUGCGUCUAUCACCGAAAUCAUUUCGUUUUAGUAGCCGAUUCGGCCGCAGCAAAAGCGAAGUGGAGAAAUGUCCUAGCGAUCCCUUUUAUAACUACAGUAAAUCAUUUCAAGAGUAUGAUUGUAUAACAGCUACUGGGGGAGGACCGCAGGGAGCCGUUGACAAGCCAUUUCUUUUGCAAGAUGGUCGUGUUGGUUUAAAAGCCAGCCUAGAUAAAGCCUGGUACACUCAUGGCGAAGAGAUUUGCGUUACCAUUAAUAUACGCAACGACAGCAGGAAAACAGUACGGAAAAUACGAGUUUGUGCCAUACAGCAUGUCGAUGUGUGCAUGUUUAAUAAUGGGAAAUUUAAAAAUGUUGUUGCCGACGCGGACGUACCAUCUUCAACGGAUCGUAUCGUAACUCCUGGUACUACGUUUAAUACCGCGGUCAUAUUAAAACCUCAACGUGGUACAACUAAGAACUGGAUAGCUUUAGAAGAUUCGCUGCAACGUAGCACCGAACCCGAUGAAAUAACUGGCAAUAUCGCGGCUUCGGCUGUACGCACACCUCAUUACUUAAUGCAAGCAUCGCAUUCACCGAAUUAUUGUUCGAGUCCCGGAGUUUGUAUACCUCCGGCUGUUAGUGCGAUUCAUGGCGGUUCAAAUGCUGCCAACGGCGCUACCAAUAAUGAACGUAAUGUCUUUGCCAUUUACGUCUCUUACUAUGUCAAAGUUAAAUUAACACUGUCCGGUAUGGGUGGUGAGUUAUCAUUGAAAUUACCAUUUGUCUUAGUUCAUAUAGAUGAGGAGCAAAAACAUUUAUAUGAAUUGCCAAUAAAAAAAUUAACCUUAGAUGAGGUGCCAGCUAAUCGCAAAAUUACCCCAACAUCUAAUAUAGACGACAAUAGUAAUAAUGAAGAAUCAAAUGAGGAACAACAACAGCAACAACAACAGCAACAACAAUCUUCAAACGUAGACGCUAAACGAGUCUACUCAGUAAUCAGUCAUAACUUAGAUCACAUUGAAUCCUUAGAUAGUUCUGAACAGUUACUCAUUAAAGUCCCUUCGAUGACAGGCGCAUGUAAUAAGCGACGUUUACUAAUGCGUAGUGAGACUAUAGCUAAAGAUUUGGAAGAAGAUCUCGACGACACCGAUGACGCUGAAGUAGAAAUGGGAAAAAAUGAUGGAAAAUUAGAGCAAGUUGUGCAUAUGGCUCAAAUCCACUAUGAUACAAACACUAGCGAAGAGCACGUCGAUAAAGAAGAUCAAAUUUAUCAAUCGUCUGAUGAAACGCCAGCUGAAGAAAAUCUGGAUAAAUUGUCAUUAAAAACUACAAACAGUACAAAUGGCGCGUGAUUUUGAUGUUUAAGAGAAAUGUUUCAUAGGAAACGUAGCUCCUAAUCUUUCUCAAAAAAUUAAUCAAAUCGCUUGGAAGCUCUAUUACAAUUAUGAAAAUGCUUACAUAUAAUACAACUUAGUUUCAUGUACACAACAAGCAGAUAGAGAAUAUUCUUCGGACAAUAUUUGACUUGAAAACAAAUAAACACACUAUAGUGGGCGAUGUCUCACAAUUAAAUAUCCUACACCAUCCUAUAAUUAUUCAUAUAACGACUUUUUAAAAAAGAGACGUUUUUUGGGAAGUAUACUUGGGCCAAAACAUGUUCACGUACAGAAUUUCAUCAAACUAUCUCGAAAAUUGCGUAUUUGACAGGACGGACAGACGGACAAGCCCGCUUAAAUCGAUGAAAUGUCGAUCUAUCUCUAGUCCUUCUUGAUGAUUACAUCCAUCGUCACAUACCUAACACACACACACUUCGUAGUCUCACAUCUCUGCGAUUCUUCAAUUAAUUCCCGCAUUUUUUCUAUACCAUACACUAAUGGUAGUACUUGUGGGAUAUUUGUGCGAACGUAUGUAAUACCUACAAGAGCUUAAGAUAGACCCAACUAUUCUUAUACCGAUCAAUUCAAAAUCAUGUUUUAAGCUUUUCCGUCCGUCCGUCCGACUGUUCAACCUACCGGUAGUAAUCCUUGAGACAAUUUGAUGAAAUUUGAUGCAAUGACGUGCUUGGACUCAAGGACAACUCCUAUUGAAAAUGGUUUUUGACCAAACCCCGUAUAAUACCUUGUUUUGAAAAGUUUUUAUAUGGAAAAAAAUUGCAAUUUUUAAAUUUUUUUCGAAAAAACUCACUGAACAAUAGUACUUCUAAACAUUCUAAAUUAAUAAGAAAAAUUUGGUUCGAUCGGCGCAAUUGUUUCAACCCCUUCUCACAGAAAUCUUCCUUCGAAAACUGAAUCUUUAUAUAGUAAUUAUAUAUAAUUUUCAAUACUUCAUUGUGAAAUUUGGUUCCUAAUAGUAAAUUGACAUAGAUGUCAAUCUUAUCUAAUUUUGAACCAUCUAGAUCUAUUUUUUGAAUAUUACCGCACGUAAGAAAUCUCAGGAAAUGUAAACCCUUAUAUGCCAAAAAUGCUAAAUUGUUAAUGUUUUAUGAUGAAAAUUUGUUCAUGAUAGUGGACCAAAUUUGAAUCACAUUAGUCCAUUUCUGGGAUUCCACUUCAUAUAGUAUUUCAUACGCAUAAUAAGACCUUCUUCAAAUAAAGAUUUAAUUUUUAAUAUUUGAUGAUCAAAAUUAAUCCAUAAUAGAAAUAUAGGAAUUAUAUUAGCGAUAAUGAUGGAUCAGAGAGAUCUAUUUUUUAGAUACUAACAUCUAUAGAUGUUAUCAUGAAAAGUAAGCCAGCCCUUUUAUAGAAAGAAAGUCUCAUUUGCAAUUUUUUGUAACCGAAACUCUAAAAUAAUAAAAUUUGUAAGAAAUAAAUUGAGUGUGGGCGGUCAUGUGAUGUUUUGGGAAUCCUUCAAUAUGCGGGCUGUCAUGAAGACGAAUGUUUUUUCAUGGUGUUAUUGUACGAAACGAAUAAUGAAUAAUUGUACUGUUGGUGAAAUGCUGUAGGUUAUCUAAUGGUCAGCCUUGCCCUCCCAUAAUCUUCUAAUUUAUUUUUCUUUCAUAUAUGUUACUUGAAUAAAUAUUCAAGCAGUUCUUCAAAGAAAUUAAGUCAACAUUCACUGAAUGCUUGCACUUUUUCAAUUAAUUAAACUCAUUUGUUUGCCUACAGUAAAAGCCUUAAUGCAAGAGCAUGGAUUCCUUUAUUUAAGACUCCACUGUACGGUUACCUUUUUCUUUUGAAAAAAUCGUUAAAGGUUUCAAAGUUUAUCAAGGGAGAACUUAUCCAAACCACACACGUUAAAAAGCUUAAACCAAAACAUAUCGAAAACUUUUACAAAUAAAACAAAAAUAAUAAUAAUAAUAAUAAUAAUAAUAAAUAGAAGAAGAAGAAUAUUUGAAUGCCGAUUAAACUACAACAGACUAUAAGGCAAAUUUAUAUAUAUUUAAAAAGCUGAUGUGUAAUAAAAGAAAUGAAAAAAUCAUUUAUUUAAAUAAAAAUAUAAAUUGAAAAAUUAAAAAAAAAAAACAAUUUUACAAUACAACACCCACCAGCAAUUGUUAUAAACGUUAAGAGAAGAAUCUGUAAUUUUAUAGAAAAAUGUUAAACGAGUUCAAAUAAGUUCCUAGAA
Messenger RNA from Glossina fuscipes, 5188 nucleotides. RefSeq lists its product as uncharacterized. The transcript is spliced from 8 exons. Gene Ontology annotation, biological process: G protein-coupled receptor internalization; signal transduction. The record is from RefSeq and is a predicted model, not a curated record. Gene Ontology annotation, cellular component: cytoplasm. The coding region runs from base 511 to 2976 and encodes 821 amino acids. Gene Ontology annotation, molecular function: G protein-coupled receptor binding. NCBI's taxonomy places the organism in Eukaryota, Metazoa, Arthropoda, Insecta, Diptera, Glossinidae.